Molecule: messenger RNA, 1395 nt
Organism: Thamnophis elegans (Western terrestrial garter snake)
Lineage: Eukaryota; Metazoa; Chordata; Lepidosauria; Squamata; Natricidae
Gene: YBX1
Product: Y-box binding protein 1
Biological process (GO): regulation of gene expression
Cellular component (GO): nucleus
Molecular function (GO): nucleic acid binding
Source: RefSeq, a predicted model, not a curated record
AGCGCGUGGCGACCAAUGGGCACGGGUCGGGGGGCGGCGCUUGAGGGGGUGGCUAGUGAGUGCGCGCCGCCAUUGUGGCCAGUUCGAUCGGUAUCGGGAGCGGAGAGCGGAGCCCAGCGAGCCCGGAGCAAGGGAGCAGCCCCCCCGCCCACGGCCGGCCCCCGAGUCACCAUCAACACCGCGCGGGAGGCGGCGCUGCUGCUGCGAAAGCCAGUCACCACCACCGUCCAUCGACAAGCCAGCGACGCCAUGAGCAGCGAGGCCGAGACCCAGGCGCCCCCCUCCGCCGCCACUCUGGCGGCCCCGGCGGCCGCCCCGCCCGCGGCGGUCCCGUUGGCGUCGCCCACCGGCCCCCUCCCGACCGUCGCGGAGGCCAAGCCCAGCAACGGCGGCAACAGCAGCGGCGAGGCGGCGGCGGCAACGGCAACGGAACCAACGGCGGCCUGGGCUUGGCGGCGCCACCCCGCCGGCGGGGACAAGAAGGUCAUCGCAAUGAAGGUUUUGGGGACAGUGAAAUGGUUCAACGUAAGGAAGGGCUAUGGCUUCAUCAACAGGAAUGACACCAAGGAAGAUGUGUUUGUCCACCAGACUGCCAUCAAGAAGAAUAACCCCAGGAAAUACCUUCGCAGUGUAGGAGAUGGAGAAACUGUGGAGUUUGAUGUGGUUGAAGGCGAAAAGGGAGCAGAGGCAGCCAACGUUACAGGUCCCGGCGGUGUUCCUGUGCAAGGCAGCAAAUACGCAGCAGACCGUAACCAGUACAGACGGUACCCUCGACGCAGAGGCCCUCCGCGCAACUACCCGCAAAAUUACCAAAACAGCGAGAGUGGGGAAAAGAAUGAGGGGUCAGAGAACUUGCCGGAAGGGCAGUCCCAACAGCGCCGCCCCUACCGCAGUAGGCGGUACACCCCUUACUACAUGCGCAGGCCCUACGGCCGGCGGCCACAGUACUCCAAUGCCCCUGUGCAGGGAGACCUAGUGGAGGGCGCCGACAACCAGGGUGCAGGGGAACAAGGCAGGCCCGUCAGACAGAACCUGUAUCGGGGUUACAGACCACGCUAUCGCAGGGGCCCUCCUCGCCAGCGGCAGCCCCGGGAGGAAGGCAACGAAGAAGACAAGGAGAACCAAGCAGAUGAGGUCCAGGGUCAGCAGCCACCUCAGCGUCGGUACCGUCGCAACUUCAACUACCGACGCAGACGCCCAGAGAACCCUAAACCACAAGAUGGCAAAGAGACCAAGGCAGCCGAACCAUCAGCUGAGAACACGUCCGCUCCCGAGGCCGAGCAGGGCGGGGCUGAGUAAAUGCCGGCUUACCAUCUCUACCAUCAUCCGGUUUAGUCAUCAAAGAAGAGAGAGAGUCUGAAAUAAAACAGAAUCUGAAAUUCCAGCAAUAAGAAA